AUGCGCUUACUAGUACUUUUCUGCAUCUUCCUUUACCUCGUUGGAGUCAUCCAAGCUGCACCUACUACAAAUACUACUACUACUAGUAGCACUCGUAGUAACAUUACCGAAGCCCCAUCAUUCACAAACAGAACCCUGUGGAACAUCGUCUCGAGCUGCGUUCUCACUCUAUUCGCAUGCAUUUACAGUGCCAUUCACCCCAAUAUCCCAAGUCCGAAGGACAGCCCCAUUCUUAUUCUAUGGCGACGACUUGGUAUCAUGAUAAUGACACUAAUCGUUCCUGAACUCAUCGUCAUAUGGGCUAUGCGCCAGUGGAUCAGUGCUCGUCAUGUUACCAAAAAGUUUAAGGAAUCGGGAUAUUUUGGUGUUCUUCAGCUGCAGGAGCAGCCUAGAGGCAACUCACUAUGCACGACCUUAGAUUACAGGUCCAUCGAAGCAACUACGGAGCAAUAUGUCGAAGAUCGUGAUAGCACCCGGCUUCUUGUGGCAGAUCCUGAAGCGCCCACCCCAAGAUAUGGGAGGUCUCGUGCUCUUGCGAAGCUGUUUAAAAAGUUGUUCAAAGCUUAUGUUUCAGAGCAAUCUGAGGAUUAUACAUGGACUCAGACGCACAGCUUCUUUGUACUCAUGGGUGGUUUCAUGCUUUAUGUGGACGGGAAACCCUAUCGUACACUACAGUAUGAUGACAUUCUCAAACUGAUAGAUAAGGGGUUUAUCGACGUCCCUACCCUAACGGCAAAGCAAAUCCACGACAAGAGCAAAGGCAAUGCGAUAUCGAAAGGGUUGAUCAUCCUUCAAGUGGCCUGGUUUAUCAUGCAGCUCAUCACCCGCGUCAUCUAUCACCUCGAAAUCACCCAGCUCGAAGUGGGGACACUCGCUUUUGCGGUUCUCAAUUUCCUCACUUAUGCUGUAUGGUGGGACAAGCCUCUCGACGUGCAAUGUCCACAUCCAGUGUACUGGAAGUCGACCGAGUCAAGGCCAGAGGAUUAUAUUGGUGUUGUUGUUGAAGAAGAAGAAUUAACUGGGCUUAAAAGGAUGUGGGACCCAAUCCUCUUCCCAAUCCUAGAACUGUCACUGGGCGGGGGCCGUCAAACUUCCACAUUUCGAAAGCUCCGAGUUCAAACAUUUGAUGGCAGUAUCGAACUCGAGAAGUCGGACGUGGCAGUUCUUGUGGCUGCUGGAUUUCUCAUGGCAACCAUAUUCAGCAGCGUCCAUUACGAUUUCGACAUAUUCAAGCGGCUCCAUGUAGCCGAAAUUUUCAUUGGCCCUGUGAUCUUUAUAUCUCCCAUAGUGUACAUCACAGGACGUGGCAUUCUCUUGGUACUCAUGUUCACCACUUUACGCAAUCUUCCUCCUGGCGUAUACCAGGUGGUGUCAUGGACCGCUUUGGUGCCGCACUUGUAG
This is a messenger RNA of Suillus fuscotomentosus, 1401 nucleotides long. RefSeq lists its product as uncharacterized. The transcript is spliced from 7 exons. Bases 1 to 1401 code for a protein of 466 amino acids. NCBI's taxonomy places the organism in Eukaryota, Fungi, Basidiomycota, Agaricomycetes, Boletales, Suillaceae. The record is from RefSeq and is a predicted model, not a curated record.